GACAUGCGUGGCCCACCUGGCCUCUCUCUCUAGUCUGUCCCUCGCUGCGCGGUCUGCGAAGUGCCAACUCCCAACUCCCUCCCGAGCCCCGACCACCCGGCGGCGCCGUCGCCGCCACCAACCUCUCGCCGCCUCCUGCAGCUGAGCGCUUACCCCAUAACAAGGCGCCGGCCUUGCUCGUCGCGAACUCGGCAAGCUGGUCUGGACAGCGAGCGAGCUGUAUGGGAGUCGAAGCGAGCCCGGAACCGGAAGAUAGUCUCGCGGCGAGGAGGAGGCGGAGGAGGAGCAAUGACCUGGGCGCGGACGCGGCUGUCCACGCGGCUCAUGAACGUCUGCCUCGCGGCGCUCUGCCGCGGCGGCGGCCUCGCCCGGGCGGAGUCCGUCCUCGUCGACGCCAUCCGCCUCGGCAUGCCCCCCGACGUCGUCACCUACAACACCCUCCUCGCCGCGCACUGCCGCGCCUCGGGCCUCGACGCGGGGUUCGCCGUCCUGCGCCGGAUGCGGGAGGCCGGGGUGAGCCCCGACGCCGUCACCUACAACUCCCUUAUCGCCGGCGCCGCGCGGAGGGGGCUCACGAUGCGCGCCCUCGACCUGUUCGACGAAAUGCUCCAGGCGGGGGUCGCCCCCGACGCCUGGAGCUACAACGCGCUCAUGCACUGCUUGUUCCGGUCUGGCCACCCGGAGGAUGCCUACCGGGUGUUUGCCGAUAUGGCCGAGAAGGGCGUCGCGCCGUGCGCCACCACCUACAACACACUCCUGGACGGGCUCUUCAGGUUCGGUCACGCGACGAACGCGUACAGGAUGUUCAGGUACCUGCAGAGGACGGGGCUCCCGGUGGGCAUUGUGACUUACAACACGAUGAUCAAUGGGCUGUGCAAGUCAGGCAAGGUGGGGUACGCCCGCAUGGUCCUCAGGGAGCUUGGGAGGACCGAGCAUGCCCCGAACGUCGUCACUUACACGACGGUCAUGAAGUGCUGCUUUAAGUACGGCAGGUUUGAUCAGGGGCUGGAGACCUUCUUGUCAUUGCUGGACGGAGGGUACAUUCCAGAUCUCUUCCCAUACUGCACGGUGAUUAGUGCGUUAGUCAAGAAGGGACGGAUGGAAGAAGCCAAUACCUACAGUGAGCUAAUGAUACGGAGUGGGUUCAGGCUUGACAGUGCAUGCUAUAAUACGCUGAUUUACCUGCGAUUCCAGGAAGGGAAGCUGGAUGACGCGUUUGAGCUGCUGAGUAUGAUGGAAGAGGGUGGUCUGGAGAGUGAUGAGUACACAUUCUCAAUUUUGGUCAAUGGUUUGUCCAAGAUGGGGCAUUUCGAGGCUGCACAUAAGCAGUUAUGUUACAUGGAGAUAAGGGACAUGGAAUCAAAUAUUGUUGCUUACAAUUGCUUGGUGGACGCACUCUGCAAAUCUGAUGAGGUGGAUGCAGCCAUCAAAUUACUUCACAACAUGAAACUGAAGGAUGAUUUUACUUACACAUCACUAGUCCAUGGUCUAUGUAAGGUGGGUAGGUAUCAUAUGGCAUCCAAAUUCUUGCGGAUCUGCUUGCGUGAAGGGAACAGUGUUCUUGCAUCUGCAAAGCGUGCUGUCAUCGCUGGCCUUCGUAGUGCAGGGUUUCAGAAUGACGUGAGGAAAGUUCGGGCAGCAUUACGUAUGGCUAGGCUGUUAAAACCAUAAUCCAAGUCCAAGGAAAACAGUCUUCAACUUCACUGGGUGGUCCUGCAGAAUCGAGAAGAUCAAUUGAGCAGACAAACUGAAAUUUGGAGAUGAUCCUGCAUUGAGAUGAAUUUCAAACAUCCAGUUCUUGUCGCAUAAACUGGAGGAAGGAAAGUAGGAUCAUGCUAUUGUUGACGGGUGUUACUACUCUUAUACAUCAGCUCUUGGAGAUACCAUAUUGGCUGGCAAUGUUGCAGUAUGUAAUCAGCGUUGUCACCCUUAGAACCAAGCAUCAUUUGAAAUUAUACAGCAGGAGAAGAUGCAACAUGUGAUCACUAGCUGGCAAGUGGUCAUGAUGCCAGCGCAGUAUACGCAGGAAGUGAUCUUUGCCUGGUCCGCGCAUCACCUUGGAUGUGAAUAUUAUUUGGAUGGCGCUGAUAAAAUCCAAGUGAUUAUUAGCAUUCCAAAGUUUCAAUAGAGGUGAUCGGUGUGAUGAUUUGAUCAGGAUCCUGUUGCUCCAGACAUGAUGUGCACACUGCAGUAUAAGAUAGCAAAAUGCAAAUAUUGGUACUUAGUACACAACAGUCCAUUUGUUCAUCAUUUUUGCUUCGUUGUUUAAUUCUUGUGAAGCGGCAGAAAAAUAAUCUUUUUUUGGGAAACGUCAUGUAACAGCAUUAAGCCGUUUGAAGAAAGUAUGUAUGCCAAUGAAAGAAACAUUAACAACAUAAUCGUGUUUCUGCUA
Messenger RNA from Aegilops tauschii subsp. strangulata, 2392 nucleotides. RefSeq lists its product as uncharacterized. NCBI's taxonomy places the organism in Eukaryota, Viridiplantae, Streptophyta, Magnoliopsida, Poales, Poaceae. Gene Ontology annotation, molecular function: protein binding. The record is from RefSeq and is a predicted model, not a curated record.